CUUUCAACUACCAACGCGUCUCUUCAUGCCCCUCCGUGCGCAGUGCGCAAGUUUUUCUACUUCGCCAUUCCGCGCCGCCGAGACAGCCGAACCCUUCAACGCCGCCGCCGAGCUCGACGCCGUCCUUCUUCCACCGAACCGGAGUGAAAGAAGAUGCCGUCACUUCAAAAGGCUUUACCUCCAGAACUUGCUGAUAAUGCACUCAGAUUAUACCGCGAAUGCUUAAGGAGGGCUAAGUUCAUCGGGAGUCAGCAACACAACACCGGGCUUCUUGUUUCCAUGGUGAGACAACAGUUCAAGAAAAACAUGCAUGAAACUGAUCCAGAGAAGAUACAGAAAAUGAAGGAUGAUGCGGCAAGGGGUCUUAUCAAUCACAUUAUUUACGAGUCCGAGAAGAUGACAGGGCGUAAGUUCUCAGGUUAAGAAAGUAGCAAGUAGACUUUCAGCAUUUGCUGUACGAAUAGCAAUAAAGAGCAGCUUGAUCAUGUGGCUGUUGAUUUAUGUUAUCUCCUGACACAUGGACCAGCUAAUGCUUCGCUUGUUCUUGACAUAUUAAAGCAGUGAUUUUCAUCAGUUGCA
Messenger RNA from Lolium perenne, 579 nucleotides. RefSeq lists its product as uncharacterized. NCBI's taxonomy places the organism in Eukaryota, Viridiplantae, Streptophyta, Magnoliopsida, Poales, Poaceae. The record is from RefSeq and is a predicted model, not a curated record.